Molecule: messenger RNA, 1275 nt
Organism: Acaulospora colombiana
Lineage: Eukaryota; Fungi; Glomeromycota; Glomeromycetes; Diversisporales; Acaulosporaceae
Source: the annotation of a GenBank genome assembly
AUGAAGUCAAACAUCCGUUUUAUUAGUUUUUUGAUAUAUCUUUUGAUUACCCUUGCCAUUGCUCACGAAAAUGUCGAGAUUUGUGAUAAGAAUGGUUAUUGCUACCCAAAAGUAUUUGUACCCACCAAUGAGUUUACAGAGGUAUUAGAGGGACAGGAAAUACCUUCAGGUCUCCAUAUUAAGAUCGAUUUUAGCACUGGAAAGAAAUAUGCAAAACUCCUAGAUCAAAAUGAUCCAAGAUCUGAAGUGGUUCUGAUUGACGAGGAAGGUUCUAUUCAUCAAGAUAGUCAUUUAAAUCUCGUUGAUUCUGGAACUCACGAGUCGCUCGAAAAUAAUCCCAAAGUCAACAUCUAUUACAAAGAUUCAGUGAACUUUAAUAACAAUACACUACCAAUCAUCUCAUCAAAACCAUCGAAACAUAUUUCACAUUCAGAUCAUAUACUUUUCGAUAGUUAUGUUUCUCAAUUGACUCAAUCAUCCCAAUCUUUGAAAAUUAUAAUAUCCGUAUUGGAUGGUCUGGAAGAUUUGGUUCAUGAACUCGACUUUGGCAUAAAACUGGCCAGAGGUCAUGGACUAACGUUUAUAGUUGCACUUCUGGGUCAUGGUUCGGGCGAAGUAAGAAAGAAAGCCGCUCUGGUCAUUGGCACUGCAAUGCAGAACAAUCCAUUGGCUCAAGGUGAAGCACUCCGGAUGAAUCUUAUACCCCAGUUUUUGGAUUCUCUUUCCGAAGAGCAAGAUAUAAAAGUCUCGUCCCGUCUCCUAUAUGCUUUAUCAAGCAUCGUUCGUGGAAAUAGGCGGGCAAUACAAACAGUCAAUAGUUAUCAAGGACUGUCACGGUUGGCGACCCUAUAUCAAAAGUUUGAAAACAACGAAUUCCGUGCAAAAUGUGCGUUGUUCGUUACUGACUUUAUAGAUCCAAAUAUGGUCAAAGCGGAUCAACCCAUGGAAAUAUACGAACAGGGGAAAGAACAGCAACGAUACGGCAGCGAUACAGUAAAAUCUUUGUUUUUGAAUGUUAUGGAAUUUUGGUGCAAACUGUUUCAGACCACUUUAUCUGAUAAAUCUACAAAGUCAGCGGAAAUAGAUUUUGAUACGGGAGAAAAGAUACUCCGGGGUAUCUCGAUGAUCAAGAACCACUAUCCCCUGCAAUGUCCAGUCCAAGAUGGAUUUAAAAUUUGGUUGUCGGAACAAAUAGAUGCAAUGAAAGAUGAAGAUUAUUUAGAAGAUUACAUUCGUCUACUGCAACAAGUCCAAGUUCAAUAUGGAUUGAGCUGA